UUUUGUGGAAAAGUUUGUCUCAUCAAUCACUAUAAAUGACCACGUGCCUUGUUAUUCCACAGCAUCUUCACAACUUCAGUUUGGUUUGGUGAUCCAUUGCAACAAUGGCAAACGAGGUUGUUCUGUUGAGCACAUGGCCUAGCAUGUUUGGGAUGAGAGUUAGAAUUGCAUUAGCUGAAAAGGGUGUUAAGUAUGAAUACAAGGAAGAGAAUCUGCAGAACAAGAGUCCUUUGCUUCUGCAGAUGAACCCUAUUCACAAGAAAAUUCCAGUUCUCAUCCAUAAUGGCAAACCCAUUUGUGAAUCUGCAAUUAUAGUGCAGUACAUUGAUGAGGUCUGGAAUCACAAGGCUCCAAUUAUGCCCUCUGAUCCUUACCAGAGAGCUCAAGCCAGAUUUUGGGUAGAUUACAUUGACAAUAAGAUGUAUGAUACUUGGAGAAAAAUGUGGCUUUCUACAGGAGAGGAGCACGAGACAUGGAAGAAGGAGUUGAUCUCAAUUUUUAAGCAGUUAGAAGAGACACUGGGUGACAAACCUUUUUAUGGGGGUGACACCUUUGGGUUUGUUGAUAUUGGUCUAAUCCCUUUUUACAGUUGGUUUUAUACUUUUGAGACAUAUGGCAACUUCAAAAUGGAAGCAGUGUGUCCUAAACUCAUAGCUUGGGCUAAGAGAUGCAUGGGGAGAGAAACUGUGUCCAAAACUCUUCCUGAUGAGAAGAAGGUGUAUGAUCAUGUUGUGGGAAUGAAGAAGGCACUUGAAUCAAAAUAGAGGGACUUCAUGAAUCAAUCACCACAACAAAAAUUAGCAUUUUAAAUAUGGUAUUGUAUGGUCUUAUGUAGUUUUAUCUUGGGCUUGUUAGGCUUUGGUUAUCUAUGGUUUAGUUGACACUUUGAUGUGUCUUGUCUGAAUAAUAAGAUUAAGUUGAGGGAUGAAUGCAUGUAUGUUUAAGUUGUGAACUUAUGAUCAAUAAAAGUUCUUUCGUUAGUACUC
Molecule: messenger RNA, 986 nt
Organism: Cajanus cajan (pigeon pea)
Lineage: Eukaryota; Viridiplantae; Streptophyta; Magnoliopsida; Fabales; Fabaceae
Product: glutathione S-transferase 3
Biological process (GO): glutathione metabolic process
Cellular component (GO): cytoplasm
Molecular function (GO): glutathione transferase activity
Source: RefSeq, a predicted model, not a curated record